CUCCGUAAAGCGCAUGCGCUUGGAUACCUGGGUCACAUAACCAGCGAGCCGCAGAGGGGCUGGCAGAAGGGCAGGGGGAGGGUGAAACGGGUGAUGGGGUGUGGGGUGUUGGGGGGGGAUGUUAUCAUAAACUGCCUGAGAAAUAGCUUUAGGAUUUUGUAGGCAUUCAUUCUAGCACAGCAGCAGGGACGCAUGCAGGGCAUCCGGGCCAGGGCUGGGGGAGUGGGGGCUGCAGGGGGGUGAAGGUGUGCUCACCAAGCCCAGGGAUGCUCCCCUGAGGACCAGCAGGGACCCCUUGGGAGGUGGGAGCCCAGCCCUAAGCAGAGCACCUGCAGCAGGAUGGGCUCUGGGGGGAGAUGGGGCACAGAGCACCCCAAAAUGCACCUUCCUGGCCAUUCCUGUGGCUGCCCGUGCAGGGAGGGGCAGGUCAGACAUGAGGCAGCUCUCUGGAAGCUUGAAGGGCUUUGGUAGGCACAGGUUUUUCUACAGAAGGGCUUUCCUCCAGAAGGGUUUUCCUUCAGAAGGCUUUUCCUUCAAAAGGGUUUUCCUCCAGAAGGGUUUUCCUUCAGAAGGCUUUACCUUCAAAGGGUUUUCCUCCAGAAGGGUUUUCCUCCAGAAGGGUUUUCCUCCAUAAGGGUUUUCCUUCAAAAGGGUUUUCCUCCUUAAGGGUUUUCCUCCAGAAGGCUUUUCCUUCAAAAGGGUUUUCCUCCAGAAGUGUUUUCCUCCAGAAGGGUUUUCCUUCAGAAGGGUUUUCCUGCACCAGCUGGGAAGGGAGGUGAGGAGCAGCUCAGGGAUGCAGCCACAUCCACAGCCUGCUUCAGGGAAGCUGCAUCAGGAGGAAGAAGAGGGAGAUUUUUAAGGCUUAGUCCCAUUUGCAUGACAGUCCCAUUUCCUACCCGAGCAGGGAACUCCACUGUUCCUCACCAGGGUCACUGGAACACUGGAGUUCCUGUUUCCCUCACCCCCACCUGGGCACAGCAGGUGUGUGGAGAAGGGAUUUUAGUGCUGGUUUGGAGAGAAAAUUAUGGAUUUUAGCAAACAACGUCCAUAAAAACAUUUGAGAAAUGUUGCACAUGGGCCAAAGCUUUAAAUCAGGAAAAUGGGAAGAAAUUAUUUUUUUACUGAAAGAUGCAACUGAAGUAACGAUCCUAAAAUGAGAUUUUGCCUGAAGGUUUCUAGGCCUCAAAAGGCAACAGUGAGCUGUGCAGAAAAUCUCCUUCAGCAGCGAUUUGGUGGAAAGAAAAAGGAAAAACUGAGGAAUUUCCUCAUGCUGCCACUUGCUCUGGCAGUUUCCCAGGGAUGGGUGUUGGUGCCCUGAUCCCAAAAUGCAUCAACCUGCUCAUGGUUGGAAGGUUUGGAGGAGAAGGAACCGUUCCAGGAGGGUUUGGAGGAGAAGGGGCCAUUCCUGGAGGGUUUGGAGGAGAAGGAACCGUUCCUGGAGGGUUUGGAGGAGAAGGGGCCGUUCCUGGAGGGUUUGGAGGAGAAGGGGCCGUUCCUGGAGGGUUUGGAGGAGAAGGAACCGUUCCAGGAGGGUUUGGAGGAGAAGGAGCCGUUCCUGGAGGGUUUGGAGGAGAAGGGGCCGUUCCUGGCUGGCACUGCCAUUAGGGAUGGGCUCUGUCCCUGCAGGUGCUCGUGCUGGUGUCCCCUCCCAGCCUGCUGCCCUGUCACCCUGUGCAGGGCCACCCCAAGGCUGACAGUCCCAAACUGGCACCAAACCUGCCCAGGUGCCACCUUUGCCAGCUGGAGCUUGGCCAGCUUUGGGGGGCUGUGGAGGAGCUGGGGGUUCCUGGGGUUCAGCUCAACCCUGAAGCAGAGCAAAGGGAGAGGAGCUGAGUCAGGCUGGGCUUUAUCCCUCUGCCAGGUGUCAGCAGCCAGCUCAGCCUUGGAAUGAGGCAGAUGGCAUAAAAACCUCCCAGGAUGAGGGCAAAACCAAAUUGAUGGGGUUUUACAAACUUUUCCCAACCAAAAAGUUUCUAAUUAGAAAAACAAGACCAAAAAAAAAAAAAAAAAAAAAAGCUGAUGAUUAAUGUGGGAUGAACAGGGCUGCCCAAAGGGAGUGGUUGGAGGAGAGGAAAUCCUUCAGGAGCUGGGUGAGAAUUUGGAGCUGGUUUUGUGGCUCAGGGUGGUGGGUGCUCAGCAGUGCCGGCGUUCUGGGUGCCCUCAGCACCAUCCCUGCUCGUGGAUCAAGGCAUGGAGACAGAUCAACAAACAGAACCCUCCCCUCCACACCUCCAAAGACCAAAUUCCUGCCACAGAUGACAGCUUUAUUCUUCUCCAGCCAUCAGUUUGGAAUUCCCUCUCCUGUUCCAUGCUCUGGGUGGAUGAGAGGAGGAAAGGACCCCUGGCAGGUUUUGUGCAUUGAACCCCCCCCGUGCCCCCUCCCCAGCCACACCCAGCGGGUACCAGGGACACGCUGGGCUCUCACCUCUGCAAUGCCAGCACCAGGAGCUGAUCUUCCUCCCUCCCUCAUCCCUGCCAAGCCCUUGGGGAAGCAGGAGAGCUGCUGUGGACCGUGGUCUUCCUCGCCCGCCCCGCCGGACGUACCUGGACGCGCACCUGAGCUCUCUUUGCACGGCCUUGCUUUGGAAAUUAGGCGGGAUAAUGACGUCUCAUCGCUCUCGGGGGUUUUUUUUUGUAUUUUAUUUUAUUUUUUGUUUUUCUUCACAAAAAAUAAACUCAACCCAAGGAACCCCACGGGAGCAGCGUGGCAGGAGGGCCCAGCUGGCUCAGAGACCCCGGAGAGGAGGCAGCAGUGGAGACCCCCCAGAUCUCAAUGCCCGUCAGGAGAGGGGGGAAAAAACCAAAAAAACCAUUUUUGCUCAUUGACUUCACGCCCUGACUCCCAAGUUCACACUUCUGCCUGGAAGCUGAGAGGCUGGAACCAUGAAACCAAGAGACAAACGCUGGGAUGGGCACAUGCAGGGUCAGAUCUGCCCGGCUGGAUCUGCAGCUGCAGCACUCGACGCUCCCUGGGCUGUGCCACGGGCAAGGAUGGCUCUGGUGCCAUGGGCGAGGAUGGCUGUGGUGCCAUGGGCAAGGAUGGCUCUGGUGCCAGGGGCAAGUGCAGCUCUGGGCUGAUGCCAGGGGCAGGUCCAGCUCUGGAGCUCUGGGUUGGCACCUGCACCCCUGGGCUGUGCCAGGCUCAUGGGGAGGUGGGCAUGCCCAGGUCAGACACGCCGUUGGCCUCACAUCACAGUGAAAGGGUUUGGGGGCUUACCUAG
Messenger RNA from Zonotrichia albicollis (white-throated sparrow), 3221 nucleotides. Lineage: Eukaryota; Metazoa; Chordata; Aves; Passeriformes; Passerellidae. The record is from RefSeq and is a predicted model, not a curated record.